GCAGACGCGGAUGCUCUCGGGCAGUGGUGGCCGCGGUGCGGGGCGGUGGGGGCAUGGCGGCCCCGGACAGCUGCGUGAAGGUGGCGGUGAGGAUCCGUCCCCAGCUGUCCAAAGAGAAAAUCGAGGGGUGUCACAUCUGCACCUCCGUGACUCCCGGCGAGCCCCAGGUGCUGCUGGGGAAGGACAAAGCCUUCACCUAUGACUUUGUCUUUGACUUGGACACGUGGCAGGAGCAGAUCUACACAACGUGCGUGGGCAAGCUCAUUGAAGGCUGCUUCGAGGGCUACAAUGCCACCGUGCUGGCGUACGGCCAGACUGGUGCGGGUAAGACGUACACCAUGGGCACCGGCUUUGACAUGAGCAUCUCUGAGGAUGAGCAGGGCAUCAUCCCGCGGGCCAUCGGCCACCUCUUCAGCGGCAUCGAGGAGCGCAAGCGGGCGGCGCAGAGCCAGGGGGUGGCAGCACCUGAGUUCAAAGUCAGCGCCCAAUUCCUGGAGCUCUACAACGAAGAGAUCCUGGACCUGUUUGACAGCACCCGUGACCCAGACUCACGUCACCGCAAAUCCAACAUCAAAAUCCACGAGGAUGCCAGCGGGAGCAUCUACACCACGGGGGUCACAUCGCGGCUCAUCAGCUCACAGGACGAGCUCAUCCAGUGCCUGAAGCAGGGGGCUCUUUCCCGCACCACUGCCAGCACCCAGAUGAACGUGCAGAGCUCCCGGUCCCAUGCCAUCUUCACCAUUCAUCUGUGCCAGAUGAGAGUGUGUGCCCGCCCUGAGCUGGUGAACGGGGAGGUGACCGGCCUGCCGGAUGGAGCCCAGCCCACCACUGAGUAUGAGACCCUCACAGCCAAGUUUCACUUUGUGGACCUGGCUGGCUCGGAGAGGCUGAAGAGAACAGGUGCUACCGGCGAGAGAGCGAAGGAAGGCAUCUCCAUCAACUGUGGGCUGCUGGCGCUGGGGAAUGUCAUCAGUGCCCUUGGAGACCAGAGCAAGAAAGCCGUGCAUGUGCCCUACCGCGACUCCAAGCUCACCCGCCUGCUGCAGGAUUCCCUCGGUGGCAACAGCCAAACCAUCAUGAUCGCCUGCGUGAGCCCAUCUGACCGAGACUUCAUGGAGACCCUGAACACUCUCAAGUAUGCCAACCGGGCUCGCAACAUCAAGAACAAGGUGGUGGUGAACCAGGACAAGACAAGUCAGCAGAUCAGUGCCCUGAGGGCUGAGAUCGCCCGUCUGCAGAUGGAGCUGAUGGAGUACAAAGCAGGCAAGAGGGUCAUUGGGGAGGACGGUUCGGAGGGCUACAGCGAUCUGUUCCGUGAGAACGCCAUGCUGCAGAAGGAGAACAGCGCCCUGCGCAUGCGGGUGAAGGCCAUGCAGGAGGCCAUCGACUCCAUCAACAACAGGGUCACCCAGCUGAUGAGCCAGGAGGCCAACUUGAUGCUGGCCAAGGCAGGUGAUAGUAACGAGGCCAUCGGUGCUCUCAUCCAGAACUACAUCCGAGAGAUUGAGGAGCUGAGGACAAAGCUCCUGGAGAGUGAAUCCAUGAAUGAGUCCCUCCGUCGCAGCCUCUCGCGCCUCUCUGCCCGCCCCUCCUUCUCCGUGGGCUCAUCCCCAGCUCCUGGCCUGGCUGGGCUGGGCAGUCCUGCUGCCCCCGUGGAAACCGAGGCCUCUGAUGUCCUGCGACGCGCCAAGCAGGACCUGGAGAGGCUGAAAAAGAAAGAGAGGAGGCAGCGGAGGAAAAGCCCAGAGAAGGAAGCGUUUAAGAAGCGGCCAAAGCUGCAGCAGGACAACGGGGAGGAGACGGACGAGAAUGAAGCAGAAGAGGAGGAGGAGGAGGAGGAACAGGAUGAGAGUGGCUGUGAGGAAGAGGAUGGACGUGAGGAUGAAGACGAAGACUCAGGCAGUGAAGAAAGCCUGGCGGACUCAGACUCAGAUGCAGAGGAGAAGGCCGUGAAUUUCCAGGCUGACCUUGCAGAUUUGACCUGCGAGAUAGAGAUCAAGCAGAAGCUGAUCGAUGAGCUGGAGAACAGCCAACGGCGCCUGCAAACACUGAAGCACCAGUAUGAGGAGAAGCUGAUCCUGCUGCAGAACAAGAUCCGGGACACGCAGCUGGAGCGGGAUCGGGUCCUGCAGAACCUCAGCACCAUGGAGUGCUACACGGAGGAGAAAGCCAACAAGAUCAAAGCAGACUAUGAGAAACGGCUGAAGGAGAUGAACAGGGACCUGCAGAAGCUGCAGGCUGCCCAGAAGGAGCACGCCCGCCUGCUCAAGAACCAGUCCCGCUACGAGCGGGAGCUGAGGAAGCUGCAGGCAGAGGUGGCUGAGAUGAAGAAAGCAAAGGUCGCGCUGAUGAAGCAGAUGCGGGAGGAGCAGCAGCGGAGACGACUGGCAGAGACAAAGAGGAACAGGGAGAUAGCACAGCUCAAGAAGGAGCAGCGCCGGCAGGAGUUUCAGAUCCGGGCUCUGGAGUCUCAGAAGCGGCAGCAGGAAAUUGUGCUGCGGAGGAAAACUCAGGAGGUCUCAGCGCUGCGCCGUCUCGCCAAGCCCAUGUCAGACCGAGUUGCAGGCAGGACGAGCCAGAAGCCAGCCAUGCUGGACUCCGGUGCAGAGGUCUCAGCCAGCACCACCUCCUCUGAGCCAGAGUCCGGCGCUCGCUCCGUCUCCAGCAUCGUGCGCCAAUGGAACAGAAAGAUCAAUAACUUCCUGGGAGACCCCUCAACUUCUGUCAAUGGGGCGCGGCCAGUCAGGAAGAAGUUCCCCAAGAAGGGAUCAAGUCAGACCUUCAGUAAAGCUGCCCGCCUCAAGUGGCAGUCGCUGGAACGGCGCAUCUUUGACAUCGUGAUGCAGCGGAUGACCAUCAUCAACCUGGAGGCUGACAUGGAGAGGCUCAUCAAGAAACGAGAGGAGCUGGCACUGCUGCAGGAGGCCCUGCUGGGCAAGAGGGCGAAACUGCAGGCAGAGAGCCCAAAGGAGCAGAAGGGGCUGCAGGAGCUGAACGAGGAGAUUGAGGUGCUGGGGGCCAACAUCGACUACAUCAACGACAGCAUCUCUGACUGCCAGGCUACCAUCAUGCAGAUUGAGGAGACCAAGGAGGAGCUGGACUCCACGGACACCUCGGUGGUGAUCAGCUCCUGCUCCCUGGCUGAAGCCCGGCUGCUGCUGGACAACUUCCUGAAGGCAUCCAUCGACAAGGGCCUGCAGGUGGCACAGAAGGAGGCCCAGAUCCGCCUCCUGGAGGGACGCCUGAAGCAGACGGAUGUGACUGGCUCCUCACAGAACCACCUCAUCCUGGAUGCCCUGCGGGAGAAGGCUGAGUCACACCCUGAGCUCCAGGCGCUGAUCCACAACGUCCAGCAAGAGAACGGCUACACCAGCACAGAUGAGGAGGUCUCUGAAUUCAGCCUGGCCUCGGAUGGAAGCAUCUCCCAGUCUUUCAGCAUGAAGGGCUCAGCAAGCCAGGAUGAUUUCAAGUUCAAGGGAGAGCCCAAGCUCUCAGGGCAGAUGAAGGCAGUGUCAGCUGAAUGUCUUGGACCCACGCUGGACAUCUCCACCAAGAACAUCACCAAGUCCUUGGCAUCCCUCAUGGAGAUCAAAGAGGAUGGGAUCAGCUUCUCGAUCCGGGACCCCUAUUACAAGGAGAAGGUGUCGCGCACCGUCAGCCUGCCCACGCGAGGAAGCACCUUUCCCAGACAAUCUCGUGUCUCAGACACGUCGCCUCUCACAAGGAGGAAAUCCUAUGACCGUGGGCAACCUGCUAGGCCUCCAGAUGUUGGCUUCACUCCUCCCUCAUCCCCACCCACGCGCCCACGCAACGACCGCAAUGUCUUCUCUCGUCUCACGAGCAACCAGAGCCAGGGGUCUGCCUUGGACAAGUCUGAUGACAGCGAUUCCUCUGUCUCGGAGGUGCUGAGGGGCAUCAUUAAUCCAGUGGGCGGCACCAAGAAUGCCCGGACAGCCCCCCUGCAAUGUGUCUCCGUGGCAGAAGGACACACCAAACCUGUGCUCUGCCUGGAUGCCACCGAUGAGCUGCUUUUCACUGGCUCCAAAGACCGGAGCUGUAAGAUGUGGAACUUGGUGACGGGUCAGGAAAUCGCUUCCCUCAAAGGUCACCCAAAUAAUGUCGUUUCCAUCAAGUACUGCAGCCACACGGGGCUGGUGUUCACCGUGUCCACGUCGUACAUCAAAGUGUGGGACAUCCGGGACUCAGCCCGCUGCAUCCGCACCCUCACGUCUUCUGGCCAGGUGAUCUCUGGGGAUGCGUGUGCUGGGACAACCACCCGCACUGUGACCAGCGUGCAGGGGGAGCACCAGAUCAACCAGAUUGCUCUCAACCCCACUGGCACCACCCUCUAUGCUGCCACCGGUAACUCUGUCCGCAUCUGGGAGCUGAGCAGGCUGCAGCCUGUUGGGAAGCUGAGUGGCCACAUUGGACCCGUGAUGUGUCUCACAGUGAACCAGACAGCAAGCAACCACGACCUGGUGGUGACAGGCUCCAAAGAUCACUACGUCAAGGUGUUUGAGAUUGCUGAGGGCAUGGUGGGCAAUAUUGGCCCCACUCACAACUUCGAGCCCCCUCACUACGAUGGCAUCGAGUGCCUGGCCAUCCAGGGAGACGUCCUCUUCAGUGGCUCCAGGGACAACGGCAUUAAGAAGUGGGAUCUGGAGCAGCAGGAACUUCUCCAGCAAAUCCCAAAUGCGCACAAAGACUGGGUUUGUGCCCUGGCCUUCAUCCCCGGCCGCCCCAUGGUGCUGAGUGCCUGCCGAGGAGGUGUGAUCAAAGUCUGGAACGUGGAUAACUUCACCCCGGUUGGGGAGAUCAAGGGGCACGACAGCCCCAUCAAUGCCAUCUGCACCAACUCCAAGCACAUCUUCACUGCCUCCAGCGACCUGACAGUGAAGCUCUGGAGUGGGAGGAGGUUACCCACCAGCUCCAACUAGGAACUGCAGAACGACUGGAAGAUGUAGCAGGAGGGUGAAGGCUGGAGUACAUCUCCUUUGCUACCAAGACCCCAUCAUCUAUGGGAGCUCAGCCCAGGGAUGGGGAUUUUUGUGCCUGACCCGACAGGGUGGGUGAGAUCCACCUUGUCCCAUCUUUGAGCACUGACAGAUCCCGUGAAGAGGCAGCUCAGUGAAGCACCAUCAGCUCCGCUUUGCCCCCUGCUGCAGUUUCUCAGUAGUUUUCCAGUGACCAGGAAAGACUUCAUCUCUCUUCUCACCCACCCUGCUGUGCUGCCCGCCAGGUCUGGGAGGGGUUGGAGUCCAGGUGAGCUCCCUGGCUCCUUUUCAGAGACACCCAGCUCCCUCCUGCCACCGUGGCUUCAUGCAGCCUCUGCCUGGAUGUGCUGCUUUUGUCCCCGCUGUCUCCAGGGCUGGUUCCUGCAGGAGUCUUUCUCCGUUCCACAGUCUCAAGGCUAUUUGAAGUCUUCUGGCUGGGACCAGAGGUCAGGUUGUUCUUUUUUUUCCUUUGGAGACGUUACCUGUGGGAUGUCCUCUGUGCUGCGGUGGAUCUGCAGAAGGACCUUCAUUUAGUUCCAUCCUCCCGUAACCUCAGCAUGCCUGGCUGCAGCAGCUGGAGCUGCACGUCUGACCUGGCUCACCCUGAGCUUCCCUGCUGUGCCAUCACACCGCCUCCAUCCCGACCUGCUGCGCUUCCCUGCAGCGAUCUCUGAAUCCCGACUGCAAACUCUGCUGACUCUCUGCUCUUCCCCAUCUGCCCUCUUUGCAGUGGGGUAGGGUGGGGAGGGGCUUCUCGCCCUCAGCUCUGGCUGCAGAUGGGUGAGGACAGAGAUGGCUGUGCCAGGAGCGGAGUGCAGACGGGUUGGACACUGAUCCUGCACGAGUCCCCCCAUGGCUGCACGCCUGAAGGACAAUCCUACAGAGAACGGUCGUGCACAGCUGGAGCCCUUCAGAAGGCUGAAGGCUCAGCCCAGGAGCUUCAAUGAGGGCACAGCCUCUCCAGCUGCCCUGCUCGCUCGUCUCUGGUCAGGGGGCCGACAAGGCCCUGGUCUCACACUGGAGUUUUCUUCUACCUCUCCUGUGGUCCCUCGGAGCAUCCCCUGCUCCAUCCUGCCCUGCCCCACGCUGGGCUCGUGGGGGAAUGGCUGCGUUGACCCCGGGAGUGGUGGUCUCUCCUUAUGCGCUCUCACUUCUCUUUUGUCACUGAAGAAACAAUGUUUGAACUUGGACUGAAGGAUUUCUCCACGUGAUCCCAUUGGUGCUGACCUGGAUCUCGGAGGAGCUCCAGGAUGUGCCCCGUAAAGCACAGACCAAUUUCCUUCUGCAGCCCUGUGUUUUUCUGUCACCAGCCCUCGUUCAAACCACUGCAGGUGGGAAUUUCUGCACACCUUGAAACAGGAGCAUCUCCACUGACUUGAUGGAGUCCUUCUUUUAUCAUUCGGGGCGGGGGUGGGGGGGGGGGGAAGAAAAUGCUGUUUACACGCCCCGGUGGAGGACACGAUGGCGUGCACAGGGUCACCCUGCCCAGCACAGGAUGGUGACUGCUCCUGGGUCACAACUGGGAGCUGGAGGCAGUGCUGCCCUCAGCCCGUUCUUUUUCACUGGGAUGUGUGUGUCUGCCUUGGUGUGGCUGUAGCUGGGUGUACCGUAGGCAUUGGUGUCUGAGUACCUGUGUGGGUUGAUAUUGCCCAUGUGGAAGAGUGACUAUUUUUUUUUUUGGGGGGGGGGGGGGGGGGGUGUUGAUUUGGUUUAGCUACCUCACGGUGCAAGCUGGGUGCUGUUGUCAUUGAUUUCAUUUUGGGGUGGGCUGGGGGAGCUCGAGGGGAUUUUGUCUGUAUUCCUUUGGCCAUUGCUGUUGUUAUGGUUUUAAGUCUGUCCCAAAGACACACGGCCUCACUGCACCUUGCUGUGUUUCUGAGCCCCUCCUGUGUCCCAGCACUGAGAUUUCCCUCCUGUUGCUGGAGGAUGCUUGGAGCAGGGCUCUGUGCUUUUGCUCUUAGGCGUUGGGUUGAUGUGCAGCCUGGAGGGGGUGGCUACUUUGAAGGACAGAAAGGUCCCUCUGUAGGGCUGAGCUCAGCCUGUGUUCUUGCCUCUGCUCUCACAGAUAUUUGCUGUGGGUGCAAAGAAGCUCUUCUUGUCUGGGCAAUGCCAUGCAGGGCACGUUGUUGGAAUGGGCUGGUCCUAGUCCCUGUGUUCCAGAGCCUGCUGUGAUGUGGUAGCAGCAGGCAGCUGGUGCUGUAACAGCCUCUGCCCGAGGUGGAGGCAGUCUGAGAUGAACUGAAUCUUAUAUGUGCUGUUUGAGCUUUUGUCCCCAAAAUGUAGUUCAAUCUAGAUCCCGUCCCAGGCACUGAACAUGACUAGGACAGCCCUAGGAGGCUGGUGCGGGGUUCUGCCCUGCUCCCCAGCACAGGGGUCUGUGGGGGGGCAGCUCUGAGCCGUGCUGUCAGGUGGGGGGGGGCAGGUCCCCCAAAUGCUAAAGCACAAAGUCCCACCCCACCUGCAGUCCAGCAAGCGUGGCCCCUUGGCCUCUGGUCCUUCAGCUCUUUCUCUUGCUGCUGGCUGCCCUGCCUCUGCCCGUGGUCAGGCACCAGGAGGCCCCGGGGCUGCACUUGCCUAUUUUGCCAUCUGUUCCAGGCCCCAGAGCACAGUGCCUGCAGUCCCCAGCUGGAUGGAGCUGUGGGCUUUGGACACAGAGGGUGAAGGUUAAGGGCUGGGGUGCAGAUGGGGUCCAUCCUUUCGCACUGUGCUGGGUGCUCCUUUGGGGCUCAGGACUUGCACUGCUUUCUUGUGAUCUCUGAGCCUGUCUGCACCUCAUUUUGCUUCUCCCUCGGUGCCUUUGUUUGUGCCAAGCAUGGGGAUGAUAGCUGCUGUCCAGGGAGCUCCUUCCCUUGCUGAGAGCUGGGGGACUUCUUGUUCCUGGGCUCUGCCUCUCACUCCCGGAUCUCCUCCCAGCACACAGGGGCCAGCUUCACGCUCUGCUGAGGGCACAGCACUGCCUGGAGCUGAGCUUUGCACAGAAGGGAUGGAGUUGACUCAGAAGCCCAAAUUUUCGGGCCCCCAAACCACUGUGAGCCCACCCAGGGAGCUGCAGCUCUCCCGGCACAAAAGGCUGUAGGGCUGCCCCCAGCCCGGCCAGCUGUGAGAAGCACAAGGGUACGUUGUUCCUCCCCAGCACCUCCAAGCACAGCUGCUUUGGGCUCCCUGCCUCGGCAGUCUGCUCCCAGGGUGCCCUCCCAUCCCGUGCUGGAUGGGGUCCAGGUACGAUCCCACACAGCACUUGUCACUUGUCCCCUUCCCUUGCAGCAUGCUCACCGCUGCUUCGCUCCAUCCUGCAGGCAGCAUCACCCUCCCCAGGGCUCCCACCAGCCGCCCCUCACACCCUGCGGUGCUCCCACCAGAACUGGGGAGGGGUCCCAGCACAGUCCCACACCCCCCAGGCCUUUCCAACAAAGCAUUGCCCUUCACCUUCCUGCUGCCCCGGGGCUUUGUCCGCAUUCCCAGUGGAGCAGCUCUGCCCCUUUACCUGCUCACUGCUCUGCAUCCCACUGCCACCCUGCACUCUGCUCCCUGCACUGCAGCGCUGCACCGCCUGCUCCAUCAGCCCGUCCCGCUGCACAGCUGGCACAGCAGCAGUGCCUUUUUUGCUCGGAGCUGUCGUGCAGAGGCCAACUCCUGUUUGUGAAGGCUUUUCUUCUCUGCUGGGUGCCACAGCCCAGCGCUGCGGUCUGGGUUUGUCAAGGUGUGUACAGAUAUUUUAUACCUCGAUGUGUUCCUGUAAAUAGUGUAACUUAUUUCGGUCUCAUGAUGUACGUUUGUUUGGUUUUUUUCCCAAUGGAUGUGUUUGUUCCUUGCCUCUUUGUCUUCACAAAUAAAGCGUAUUGAAAGGAA
Molecule: messenger RNA, 8843 nt
Organism: Gallus gallus (chicken)
Lineage: Eukaryota; Metazoa; Chordata; Aves; Galliformes; Phasianidae
Gene: KIF21B
Product: kinesin family member 21B
Exons: 35
Coding region: 54-4937 (1627 amino acids)
Biological process (GO): microtubule-based movement; mitotic spindle organization
Molecular function (GO): ATP binding; microtubule binding; microtubule motor activity
Source: RefSeq, a predicted model, not a curated record